AUGCAUCACUUUGUGACUGUUGUAAUAAUAUUGUGUCCUUUUUUUGUUGUUUUAACAGUGAACAGGUUGACCUGGAAAAAAUGCUUUUGUUUUGCCAUUUUGGGAUUAGUAAUCCUCCUAAUCUACCUCCUCUGUAACACAGUGAACAAAGGACGUCUCAGAUUAAACAACCCAAAAUGGGAAGAUCCUGGACCAUACCAUGUGGCUUUUCCUCAUAACUAUCAGUUUAUCAUGGACAUCACACCAGUUUGUAAGACCACUACACCCUUCCUGGUCCUGAUGGUUCAUGUGGGACCAGGUGAUGUCGCAGCUCGAGAUACCAUUCGAAAGACAUGGGGAAAUGAGAAAAAGGUUCUGGGUCAGUUGGUGAGCACGGUGUUCAUAGUGGGCCUAGCUGAAGGACCUGACGCUGAUCACCAGCAGGAGAAACUGCGGGAGGAAAGUUAUCAACACCACGACCUGAUUCAGAGCGAUUUUCUGGACACCAGCUACAAUUCCACCAUCAAGACUAUGGUUAUGAUGAGGUGGCUCGUGGCACACUGCAGUGAGGCUUCCUACGUAAUGAAGGUUGACCCAGAUGUGUUUGUCCAUGUCCACAAUUUGGUCCAACUUCUGCUGGACCCUGGCACAGCCAAACAAAACUACAUGACAGGUUUGGUUAUACGACACAGGCCGGUUUUAAGAAACCCAUACCUGAAACUUUACAUGCCCAGAGAGGUGAUCCCUGAGCCGGAGUAUCCUGCCUAUCCUAUGAACAUGGCCUACAUCAUGUCUCUGGAUUUAGCUGAGAAGAUUCUCAGUGUGCCCAGUAGGAUAAAGCCCAUACACAUCACUGAUGUCUACUUGGGUAUGUGUCUAAAAGACCUGGACAUUUCUCUUUCGGAUCCAACCAAGCCCACUAUGUUUUUAAUGGAGCCCAUUUAUCAACUGAGCAACUGCCGGCUGUUAGAGGUCAUCGCAGCGAGGACGAUGGGAAUUUCACUAAUGACGAGUUUAUGGGAAAGAAGCAGAGACCAGGACACCAGAUGUUGAACUUUAAUCUUUGCUUUACCUGCAGUAACAGCAAAAAGGUUGUGACAUUUAUGUGAUCGGCCACAAUCAAAAAUUAUAUAUAUAUAUUUUUUUUUUAAGUGGUUCUCAAACUAUGGUACAUAUUUACAUUUAAAUCUUUUUCUGACGUCAGACAAAAUGUUUUUCACAAAAACAGGUGUUACCUUAAGACGUUCAAUCAGCUGUAAAUGUCACCUCCGCUUGUAAAAAUGAGACAAUAAAUUCUGCAA
Cynoglossus semilaevis (tongue sole) is the source of this 1280-nucleotide messenger RNA. RefSeq names its product beta-1,3-galactosyltransferase 1-like. Gene Ontology annotation, biological process: protein O-linked glycosylation. Gene Ontology annotation, molecular function: N-acetyl-beta-D-glucosaminide beta-(1,3)-galactosyltransferase activity. NCBI's taxonomy places the organism in Eukaryota, Metazoa, Chordata, Actinopteri, Pleuronectiformes, Cynoglossidae. Gene Ontology annotation, cellular component: Golgi membrane. Bases 1 to 1032 code for a protein of 343 amino acids. The record is from RefSeq and is a predicted model, not a curated record. The transcript has 2 exons.